Paramecium octaurelia is the source of this 399-nucleotide messenger RNA. NCBI's taxonomy places the organism in Eukaryota, Ciliophora, Oligohymenophorea, Peniculida, Parameciidae. The record is from the annotation of a GenBank genome assembly.
GCUAUUCAGUAAAUGCUAUUGAUUAUUUAAAUAAAAUUGGUGCUGUUUAGGAAUCUGAAUAUCCAUAUGUUGCAAGUAAGGAAAAAAUGCAAUAAGAUAACAGAAAAAACAUCCAAAGCAAACUCAAAAAAAACAUGGACUACAGCUACCUAAGCUUAUUUUCUGUCAGUGUCUAAUCCUCAAAUUGGAAAGGGUAUACUGGAGGUAUCUUUACAGACUGCAUUAACACCUCAACUAACCAUGCAGCUGUAGCUGUUGGAUAAGAUUCCAACAAAAACUGGUUAAUCAGAAACUCUUAUGGAACAAAUUGGGGAGUCAAUGGACACAUUUGGCUAGCUAUAGGAAACACUUUUGGUGUUCUCAGAAGAUUAGACCAAGUUAUUUGGAAUAGGGUAUUGA